Diaporthe amygdali is the source of this 1062-nucleotide messenger RNA. RefSeq names its product binding zinc ion binding protein. The record is from RefSeq and is a predicted model, not a curated record. Gene Ontology annotation, cellular component: nucleus. The transcript has 2 exons. The coding region runs from base 1 to 1062 and encodes 353 amino acids. Lineage: Eukaryota; Fungi; Ascomycota; Sordariomycetes; Diaporthales; Diaporthaceae. Gene Ontology annotation, molecular function: ubiquitin protein ligase activity.
AUGUCGCACAGCAAAAGGAACACUUCUCGGCCCGUCUUCACCGCGCAUGAGCGGGCGAUGGCCAAAUCGGCCUGGAGCUCCUCAUCCGCCCGCUUGAACAGGGACUCGUUCCUCCCAUUCGGCUCAUGCUCGCUAUGCCUCGAGUCCGCCGUCGACCCCGUGGCCUGUUCCGACGGUGACAUAUUCUGCCGCGAAUGCGCGCUGAACAACAUUCUCGCACAGAAAAAGGAGAUCAAGAGACUGGAGAAGGCUCGGGAACUCGAGGACAGAGAGGCUGCGGAGUCAAAGGCACGGCAGGACGAGGAGGCGCAAGCAAGAGCCGUCAAGGAGUUUGAACUGACCCAAGCCGGGUUCGACGUCGCUGGAAGCAAGGCCGGAAGUGGCUCAGAAGCCGGCUCGUCCAGAGAGACGAAGAGCGGAGAGAAGCGCAAGUUCUCGCUAGACGAGGACGAAGUGCUGCGCAACGCCGAGAAUGACCGGGCGAAGGCGCGGAAAGCCAUCGAGGAUGAAAAGAGCGCCAAACCGUCACUCCCAUCGUUCUGGGUCCCUUCAGUAACACCGACUUCAAAUUCAAAAGAUAAGCUACAUGAAGUCAAGAAGAAGGCGAAGACAACACCCACAUGCCCGUCGUCUCAGGAGAAGAGUCCCCACCCCUACUCUCUGCACACGCUCGUGACAAUCAAUUUCACUGAGGAAGAGUCCAAAGAGUCCAAGACCAAGACAAGGAUCUGCCCGUCGUGCAAGAAGGGGCUCACGAACUCGUCGAAAGCGAUGCUCGCCAAGCCAUGUGGACAUGUGCUUUGCAAGGCAUGCGCGAAUCAGUUUAUGAAGCCGUCAGGCCAUGAUCCGCAUGCUGACCCGGCAGAUGCGAAGCAUGCAAAUGCGGUCAGGUGUUAUGUUUGUGAUGAAGAUGUCACGGAAAAGCCGGCCAAGAAGGGGGGUGACAAGAAGGAGAAGGACAGAAUACGGCCGGGAGUGGUUGAGCUCAAGAGUGACGGAACCGGGUUCUCGGCUGGUGGCACGAAUGAGGUCAAGAGGAGCGGAAAUGCCUUUCAAUGUUAA